AUGUACCGCCAACCAGCUGUUCGGGCCCUGGCCCGGCACACCAGACAGGCCGGCCCCGUCUCCCGCAGGGCCUUCCUCAGCCGCAAGUCCUCCUCGGGCCGCUCCCUCGACGGGCUGAACGUGAGGCGGCUGGCGCAGGAGAGGGAAGAGUACGACCGGACGAGGAGGAACUUCCUGGUCGCCGGCGCCGUCGCCGGCGUCAUAUCGUUCGCCUACACGGCAUGGAAGCUCAAGGAGGCGCUGGACAACCCGACCAAGCUCGACACGGCCCUGCCGCCCAGUGACCCGCUCGUUGCCGGCACGGACGCCAAGCGGAAGGUCGUGAUCCACGACGAAGACGGCCAGGAGCUCGUCCCCACGGGGAACAGCACGGUGCCCCAGUUCCCCCGGACCAUCGAACUGCCGUCGCACCUGGAGCCCACGUCGACGUCGGAGCCGUCGGCUCCGACGAGCCUCGUCCCGGCGCCCGGCGCCCAGAGGACAGAGUACACGCUCGUGGGCGUGGGCACCCGCACCGUCACCAUCCUGGGCAUCCAGGUCUACGUCGUGGGCUACUACAUCGCGACGGCCGACAUCGCGGCCCUGCAGUCCCGCCUCGUCAAGAAGAUCAACCCCAUCGCCACGACCCUGGUCCCCGGCGAGCGCGACGACCUGCGCAAGAUGCUGCUCGACCCGGCCGCCGGCGAGGACCUCUGGGAGGAGCUGCUGAAGGACGGCGUCCCCGCGCGCUCCCUGUUCCGCGUCGUCCCCGUCCGCGACACCGACUUCCACCACCUGCGCGACGGCUUCGUGCGCGCCAUCCAGGCCCGCGGCGACAAGCUCGCCCUUCCCUUACCGCAGGACCCGGCGCGCGAGUUCGGCGAGUCGGUCCGCGAGUUCCGCCACAUCUUCAAUCGCGGCAAGGCCCCCAAGAAGCAGGAGCUCAUGAUGGUGCGCGGCGGCGACGGCAGCCUCGGCGUCGUGUACGACGACGGCCGGAGCUUCGGCCGGCAGCUGCUGGGCACGGUCCGGGACGAGCGGCUCUCGCGCGGCCUGUGGCUGAACUACCUGGCCGGCAAGAAGGUGGCGAGCGAGCCGGCGCGGACGAGCAUCUGCGACGGCAUCAUGGAGUUUGUCGAGCGCCCUGUCGGCACGGUGGCCGCGCAGGUUGUGUAG
Messenger RNA from Thyridium curvatum, 1155 nucleotides. RefSeq lists its product as uncharacterized. The record is from RefSeq and is a predicted model, not a curated record. Gene Ontology annotation, molecular function: intramolecular lyase activity. The transcript has a single exon. The coding region runs from base 1 to 1155 and encodes 384 amino acids. Lineage: Eukaryota; Fungi; Ascomycota; Sordariomycetes; Thyridiales; Thyridiaceae.